UGCAACAGCUCAGAACGUCGCGUUAUAUGCCAGUGUACGUUGUACGUGCAUAUACAUGUUUAAUACAUUCUCGUAAAACACGUGUUCCAUAAUUUUAUACAAUUUUUAUUAAUUUCUUAUAAAAAGAGGAAGUACAUGUGCUGGCAGAUUUAAAAACGAUUAAUAACAUUUCUACGUUUGUGAGGCGGGGUCCUCAAGUCACGGCAUUCCCAACUCGUUUGCUGAGCUGUCCCGAGCAGCUGCUGAAGUUUACAGAAGAACAACUUUCAUCGGUUGUUGAUAGUUUUAGAAGUCUAGGAAGAUGCGGUGGAGUAUGGAGGUGCUGAGAGUGUGUGUGGCGUGUUUAUCGCUGUGUGUGUCUGUGAUCAGCGCUUUCUCUCAGUCUCUGGACAGUGACUUCACCUUCACUCUGCCCGCGGGACGCAAAGAGUGCUUCUUCCAGCCCAUGAAGAAAGACGCUUCUCUGGAGAUCGAGUACCAGGUUCUGGAUGGAGCGAGUCUAGAUGUGGACUUCUACAUACAGUCGCCCAGCGGUCACAUUAUAGCCACUGACUACAGAAAGUCUGAUGGGGUUCAUACAAUGGAAACAGAAGAGGGAGACUACAUGUUCUGUUUUGAUAAUACAUUCAGUGCAGUUUCCGAGAAAGUCAUCUUCUUUGAGUUGAUUUUGGACAAUAUGGAGGACGGCGAGGAAUCGGAGGACUGGAAAGCAUACGUGCAGGGAGCAGACCUUCUGGACAUGAAGCUGGAGGAUAUCAUGGACACCAUCAACAGCGUGAAGUCUCGACUGGGAAAGAGUCUUCAGAUCCAGACAUUGCUGAAAGCCUUCGAAGCCCGUGACCGCAACCUGCAAGAGAGCAACUACGAGCGGGUCAACCUGUGGUCGUGUACCAACCUUGUUGUCAUGGUGAUCGUAUCUGGGGUCCAGGUGUACUUGCUGCGCAGCCUCUUCGACGACAAGAGGAAAACGCGCACAUAGCUGCCUCUACUGCUACUGACUGAAAAACACAAACACACACACCUCUGUCUGUCUCUCUGUCCUUACAUAUUCAGCUCCAUCCUCCGUUUGCUCCCAUCAAGUGUCCUUGGACUGAUAAUAGCUGGAGUCUCUCCUCCUCCACACUUUUUUAUGUCUCAAGACAAUCAUUUUCUACUUGGCUAAUCCGAUAAAAUGAGAGAUUGAAGUUGAUCUCUAAGCUGCUGCUCUGUGCCAGAUCUAACCAGGAACAUGAUGUUUUUAGUUUUAAAUCUAUAUAACUAGACUAUCAGAGAACGAAUAGGUUUGCAUUUUUGUGCCACGUGUAGUUACUGAAUUCUUCCAGGCACUGAUAAUACACUGAUAUGCAGCACGUUUCGUAUUUUUGUAACAAACUAGCAAAGUAUUUUGAAAUGACACAAUUGUAAAGCGUUUAUGAGCCAUAUCAUGUCUGAUUAAAAUAUUGAACGCUUUUUCAUACGUUAACUGCACCUACGCCCAUUUUCGGUUUGCUUUACUUAUCUGUUAC
Molecule: messenger RNA, 1505 nt
Organism: Sinocyclocheilus anshuiensis
Lineage: Eukaryota; Metazoa; Chordata; Actinopteri; Cypriniformes; Cyprinidae
Gene: tmed5
Product: transmembrane p24 trafficking protein 5
Exons: 4
Coding region: 302-979 (225 amino acids)
Source: RefSeq, a predicted model, not a curated record